AUGAGCUGUAGCGCAAGGCACACCGUCUUAACAGCUGGAAGAAGCAGCAGCGGCAGCUGCAACCUUGGUGGAGGGAGGGUGGGGGUCUCCUCGGUCUCCUCUGGACGGUACACUUCCUGCGGGCUAGGCAACGGGAGAGCCAACUUCUCUGGCCGGAGCCAUGUCGGAGGAGGCUCCACUUGUGCCUACGGAGCAGGAAGAAGCCAGUUCUCAAGCGGAAGUUGCAGCGGGGCCUUUGUUGGUGGCGGACAUCUUGGGGGAAGUGCCGGCUCUCAUGCUGGGAGCGUUGCUGGAAGGAGCGGUGCAGUUGGUGGCGCUGGUGGUGGGCAUGCUGGCAUGGUUGGUGGCAUGGGUGGCGUGGUUGGAGGUGUUCCUGCUGGCAUAGUUGGUGGCAUGGGUGGUGUGGUUGGAGGCCCCCAUCCCGGUAUGGUUGGUGGCAUGGGUGGCGUGGUUGGAGGCGUUCCUGCCGGCAUGGUUGGUGGCAUGGGUGGUCCUGCAGUAGUUGGCGGAAUGGUCAGCGAACCUUUCUGCGGAGGCAUGUUCUCUAACCUUGAUGGGAAAAUGACCAUGCAGAACCUCAACGACCGUCUAGCUAGUUACCUGGACAAAGUCCGGUGCUUGGAGGAGGAGAAUGCUGAGCUCGAGUGUCGGAUCCGGGAAUUUUAUGCCAAGCAAGGCCCGCUCUGCGAACCCAAGGACUACAGCCAUUACCACCAGCAAAUUGAAGAUUAUAAGAACCAGGUAGGGUGCCAGUUGACAGCCAACUUUUAGUCAUUCUUGCACGCUUUCCUUUGAACUGACUACAGACAGCAGGCCUUGGCUUAAGCUCAGAUCUGAAAUGGCAGUGGUGUGAAGUCAAUUCAUGAAAGACGAAGGACUGAAAUUCUCUUAAGCUUGUCCUUGGAAUUCCCAAACUCGUUUAGUAGAUGCUCUGUUUCCUUAAAACUCAGUAUUGCUAUUUUUCAAUGUUGAAAGGUUUGUUCAGAUGUGUGAUGUGGACUGUACAAAACUAGAACUGUGAUCAGCAAGACUUAAAAAAAAAUCCUACAAGAUGAUUAUCUUCAUUUCAUAUUGGUGUACCACCUAUGAUGUUCCACUGCAAUUUCUACUGCUAUCAUUCCAACUGCGUGGGAGCCUGUGUAUAGUUUGGGUGGUUUGUGGUUGCAUGGAUGGCGUUUUGCUAGGCCCACAGUGCAGUAGCAGACUGUGUGGUGGAGCAUCGGUGCUUACCUGUCCUCCUGAAAGUGGAGUCGCUGCUGCUUAUUUGGAAGGAGUGGAGGUGGGAUGAUGUGCCAGGGAGGUUGGCAUGACACAAAUGCACUGUCAGGAGUGUGGAUUGGCUUUGUAGAUGUGCUUCCAUCGCAGUGACCUCCCCACCGUGUCUCUCCUUUCCCUCCCCUUCCUGUCAAUCAGCAGUAACUCAUCUGUUGGGAGGUCAAGUGUGCACUGCUGCCUCACCAUGUUGUCUGCUACUGCCAUGCAUGCACGUAAAUGGCAUACUAUGUAGAAAUGGCUUCUACAUGUAGGAAUUUAAGUGGUCUCCAUGCUUCUUGGCACCCCAGCCCAAAAGGAAGCAGAAGGGAGGGUUGUGGAGUGCUGGGAACGCUUAACAUGUGCAAGGCUGGAGAGGGGAGAAUCCAGUGCUGACACAACUCCUGAAGAUAAAAUGGCUACAAGGUAUUAAUUUCUACCCACUUGUGAUCAUGGUGGCUUGCUGACUUGUGGUUCACCUGUGUGUAGAUAUGGAACUAUUAUGGACCAGUUGCACACACUGGCUGAAGACUGGCAUGAAGAUAGAGUAAGGCUGAUAAACAUCUAGCGUCGAUUGAUGCACUCUGAAUCUUAAUACUAGAUCUUCACAUGCAGGGGUGUUAACUGGUCUCUUGUUAACUUUUUCUGUACCCAGCUCAUUUGUACAAGUGUGGAGAACAACAAACUCCUGCUGUGCAUUGAUAACAGCAAGCUGACUGCUGAUGACUUCAGAACCAAGUGAGUACUUCUCAGUAAACAAGGGGGCAUAUGGAACAAAUCUGUGUGCAUUAGAUGGGGUCCCAUUGUUUGAGUGAGGGAAUAUUCUCAGUGGCUCAGGUUGUCUGCUGUUGGGACUGUCUGAAGAUGGGGGUGUUUGUCCUUCCAGCCAUCAGGAAGUGUCUAUUCUGUGGGAAUACACGGAGUUCUGCAGAACUGAAGGCCAUUUCUGCUCUAGGGUGGGGAGCCUUUGGCCCUUCAGAAGUUUCUGGGCUACAGAUCCCCUCACCUCUCAUUAUUAGCUAUGCUAGCUAGGACUGAUGGGAGUUGGAGUCCAUCAACUUGUGGAAGUCCACAGUUUCUCCAUUCCAGCUAUAAGACACAUGAGGGGGACUGUGACACUUUUCCUGGGGCAGCAAAGCCAAGUCUUGACAAUGUGAUCAGCAAACAAAAUCAUCUUGUUUGUUGGAUAUUUCCCUGCAUUUCCUCUUUCUAUGCUCCGUGGCAUACAAUCUCAAGUUGGAGAUGCGUUUCCCACAAUGUGGGAAAGCCUAUCAGAGCUAGCAGCCCUCCUGAAGAUCUAGGCUGUAAGAGCGAUGAUCACAAUUGGCCUUCCCUGCGGAGGGACCAAAAUAAUAAUCCUGCAACGAAUAAUGGAAUUCUCAUGCUCUGCUCUUUGCGGCUUAGGUAUGAGACGGAAUGCUGCCUCCGUCAGAAUGUGGAGGCUGACAUCAAUGGCCUGCAUCAAAUCCUGGAUCAGCUGACUGCCUGCAGGUCUGACCUGGAAGUGCAGUGUGAGAACUUGCAGGAUGAGCUGUGUUGCCUGAAGAAGAACCAUGAGGAGGUGAGGGACACCGUCUUCUCCUUUAAUGAAGUCAACAUGGAACAUGUGGAAUGAUGCUUUCUUGAUCCCAAGGGCAUUUUUGAACAUGGCACAGCUUUAUAAAAUGAGUAGAUUGGAUCUAAGAUGUGGAUAGCUGAGUGCAUUUACAGCCACUGAAGAAACUUUGAUCUAUUAAGUGGCAGAGCAUCAGUCACUAGCAAAACUGCCCAGAGCAGGACUGGGCAAGCUAUGACCCUUCAGUGGUUGUUAGACUACAACUCCUAUCAUCCCCAGCUAUCAGGACAUGCUGACAGGGGCUGAUGGGAGUUGGAGUCCAAUGGAAACUGGAGGGCCACAGCCUGACCACCUUUGGCCUAGGGACUCUUCCUUUCACUUGCAUAGUUAACAUAUCACUACAAUGCAGGAGCCUCUUUAUAUUAAGGGGUAUUCAGUCACAUGCAUUUUGAAGUGGCACAGCCCCAGAAUGGCACUGCCAUUCACUGUUGGUCCAGAGGAUCCAUCUUGUCUCCUUGAGACAGAUCUGCUGCUUUGAGCCUUCAUUGACUUCUAUUAUCAUGAUAGUUCUCAUUAGAGAGUUCAUUGGGGGUAGAAUGGAUAGUAGAAAAUGGGAGGUGAGAAUCUGCCAUGGGGGUGGGCAGAAGUUUCAUUUGGGUUGCAAUCUUUUUUUUGCAGGAAGUCACCUGCCUGAAGAACCAGUCAACCGGCGAUGUCAAUGUGGAAGUCAAUGCUUGCCCUGGACCGGAUCUGAGGAAGAUCCUGGAAGAGAUGAGGUGCAAGUAUGAGGCAAUGAUAGACGGCAACCGCAAGGAGGUCGAAGCAUGGUAUGGAUCCAAGGUAAGCUGUACACCUCCAAGUCCAUAAUACAUAAAGCAGAGGUACAACGGGGACUGUAAAGAAUUCAAGUAAAAUUGAAAAGUGCAAUGGACACAGUCAGUGGUUAAUUCCAAAUAUUUCAAGCCUGCUUGGAUGUCAACCCCUAGACAUGGAGAAACUAUUUACACCUAUUUCUAGUUGCAUAUGGGCUGCUUGCUUAGUUACACAUUGGGGGAAAAUACUCUGAAUACGCUCAUAGGCACUCUCCUUUCACGAUCUCUUACAUUACUACAGAUAUUAUACAUUCUCUAUAGACUGCUCCACCAUAUCAUGUUGGCCAAGCAAGUCUACUCUUAAGGGAAGGUGCUUUUUGGACAAAUAGCCAGCAUGGGAAUCUCUGUCCAGAUCAGGAGUCUAAUUCAGGGGUGGGGCUUAGGGUGUUGUAAAACCUCUCCUUACUCUGGGCCCAACCUGCAUCAGGACCUCUGCAUCUGCAAUUGAUGCUGCCAAAAAGGAUCCCAUUCAUUGGGACACUUCCAUGAGUACUUUCCCCUUUGCAUUGUCACAUAUUUAGAAGGAAGCCCCAGAAAUACCCUCAGUGGGGGGAAACAUAGGAAGCUGCUGCACACUUAGUCAGACCACCUGUCUUGUCUAGCUUAGCGCUGUCUAGCCUGACUGACAAUGGCUCUUCCAAGACUUCGGGCUUUGAGAUGUCAGGGAUCGAACAUGGGACCUUUUGCGUGCAAAGCUGAGCUGCAUCCUUUCCCUAAUUCCACACAUUACAGAUCGAGGAGGUGAAUCGUGAUGUCAGCACCAGCAGCCAGGAGAUUGAAGAAAGCAACAACAAGGUCACGGAACUGAGACGCCAACUGCAAGCCUUGGAGAUCGACUAUGAUGCCCAGUGCAGCCUGGUAAAAGAGAGAGCAAGAACUUCCCUUGGCAUCAUUGAAGCUGCAUGCUGUUGGGGUGGCAGGGAGAGAUAAACCACAGCAGGCAGCAACAUGCCUUCAUGCAAUGAACUGGCUGGCACAAGCCACGACUGGAGAAGGGCAAUGAGAACAAUGAUGAUGGGGAGCUGGUGUGCUCAUCUCUGCUCUCCCCUCUUGGGUUUUACUCUAGACCAGCGGUUCUCAAACUGUGGGUCCCCAGAUGUUGUUGGACUACAACUCCCAUCAUCCCUGAGCUCUGGCCUUGCUAGCUAGGGGUGAUGGGAGUUGUAGUUCAACAACAUCUGGGGACCCACAGGUUGAGAAAGGCUGCUCUAGACUCUAGUUUCAGAAUUCCUGGAGAAGGCUUUAAUCCAGCUUCACCUGCUCUUCCUCCACCCCUCUCCUUGCCAUUGUGCUUUAGUGGCUGAGAUUGAGCCGGGCAACCCGGUGCAAGCUUGCAUCGCUCUGUGCAAGGAAGUGUAGCCCCAACACUAUGCUAAUCAUUGUGACAUGCAGUGCAUGUGGCUUUGCAAGCCCCAGUGAUCAGCUAUGACAUCAGGUGAUGGACAGGUUGGUAACCAGUUUCCCAUGCCUGGGGAAAACCAUGUUCACAGCCCAGCUCGCUUAUGGAUUUUUACUUACAGUGUAAAUCCAAUGAAAGAAAAAGAACAUCUUGCAAGGGAAUAUUUCUGACGCUAGUCUGUGUCCCUCGCUCCUCCCUCCCUUUUGCCAACUAUAGCCCCAUUCAUGCCAUACAUUUAAAGCACUAUGAUUCUACUUUAAACAGCCAUGGCUUCCCCCAAACGAUUCUGGGAGCUGUAGUUUGUUGUGAGUUCUGAGAAUUGUUAGGAGACCGCGCCUCCCCAUUCCCCUCGCAUAGUUCCCCUCUCCUGUGAAGAGGGGUUGAUAGUUAAAGCACUGUGGCAACUGCAGCUCUGGGAGGGGACUAGGGGUCUCUUAGCAACUCUCAGCACCCACAACAAACUGCACUUCCCAUAAUUCUUAGGUAUGAUAUUGCUUUAAAUGUAUAGUGCAGAUGGGGCCUAAAAGCCACAUUCAUUCAUUCCACUUAUAUCUUUUGCCCCAAUGAGCUGAAAAUGGUGUACACAGUUACCCCCUCAUUUAAUCCCCACAACACCCUUGCUGAGUGAAAUUAAACCCUUUUUAUUUUGUAUUAAUUAACACAAUGGUUAUGCUUCUCUUCCACAACUGUACUCCUGUUAUAAAAGAGAAAUGGUGGGUUCUGUUUUGUUUCCCAGAGGGACACCCUGGAAGCCUCUCUGGCUGAAACAGAGCACCGCUACAACAACCACCUGGGCGAGCUUCAGGAGCGCAUCUCCUGCCUGGAGCAGCAGCUGGCAGAGCUGCGCUCAGAAAUGGAGUGCCAGAACCAUGAAUACACGGAGCUCCUGGAUGUUAAAAGCCGGCUGGAGCAGGAGAUUGCUACGUACCGCUGCUUGCUGGAGGGCGGGCAGCAUGAUAUAGUGUAAGUAGUGUGCAGAGACGUCAGUCACCUCCAGACCGUCAAUGUUUUGCUGGUGGGAUUCAAGCGCCUACUGGAAAUGUAGUUUCGUGCAGUUGAAGCUGAUUAACGCAGCUUAACAAAUGCACUUUUCCAAAAGGGACUUUUUAAAGGAUGGGGGAGUAAUUCAGGCCAGCGUGCGCUUAAAGACAAACCUACCCAAUCCGCACUUCUCAAAACUGAAACACAGGCAUUUUUCAAAUUUUUCACUUUGCUGAUUUUGCAGUGCAAUUCUUCAGUCGAGUAACAACAACAACAACAGCAACAACAAUCUAUUAUUUAUACCCUGCCCAUCUGGCUGGUUUUCCCCAGCCACUCUGGGCAGCUCCCAACAUAAUACAGUACUAAAAACACGAUAAAACAUCAAACAUAAAAAACUUCCCUAAACAGGGCUGCCUUCAGAUGUCCUCUAAAAGUCAGAUAGUUGUUUAUUUCCUUGACAUCUGAUGGGAGGGCAUUCCACAGGGCGGGCGCCACUACCAAGAAGGCCCUCUGCCUGAUUCCCUGUAACUUCACUUCUCGCAGUGAGGGAACUGCCAGAAGGCCCUCGGAGCUGGACCUCAGUGUCCAGGCUGAACGAUCGGGGUGGAGACACUCCUUCAGGUAUACUGAGUAAUGUCUAUAGAAAUGUGUGCUCUCUCUCUCACACACAAAAUGCUAAGUGCUUAUUUUUAUUAAAGCAUCUAGUUCUUUUGGAUGUGGGAACUCAAGAGUCAAAUCCUUGCUCUGCUCUGAAGCAGUUUGGGUAAUCUUGGGUGAGCCGUUCCUUCUUAAGUCAAACCCAACUCACUGGUUUUUUGUGUGUGUGAAGGCAAAAGCACUGCCCUAAACUCCUUGAAGGAACAGCAAGCACUUAAUAAAGAGUUAAGCGUUAAUCCUCGCCACUUAUAACCUGAUUAGUUUCAGGGCAUCUAUGUCACCUCUAUGAGAAGGAUCAUACUAGGGUGUGGAACAGUUCACAGGUCCUCCUCUUUCGGCCCAUCAAUCUCUCCCCAGGCCUUUCCCACUUUCCUUGGCUUCCUUUCUCCCACUGCUGAGUUUAAUCUAUAAUAAGAUGAAUAGCAUGCAAUGCCCAAUUAUUUUCAGAUUGCAGCUCAGCUGUGAGGAAGAGGGAACAUGACUAAGUCCGGCUGCCAUGCUGCCUUUGGAGAAAGGGCUUAAAGGAUCACACUCUUUUUCAGUGGACAGUUUGCUAUGCUUUCAUGCCGCACAGUGAAAAAGGGACCUCGUUUUUCACCGCACAGCGUGGUAUCGAUUAGGGUUGCUGCCUUAUUAUUGAAUAUAGGAUUUAGCAUCAUGUAUCCAAGUCAUGGGAGGUAAUAAGCUGCAAUCAAGUCCAUAUGCUGCACAGUUCAUUUUAGGACACGAAUGUGCCCCUUCUCCAGGAUACUCUUCAGAUGCUAGAUUUAAUAUCUUAUUUGUUUCAUAGAUAGCCUGCGGUCCCCUUGACAAACUCAGAGUGCUUUGCAUCAGGUUUCCAGGAAGUCUUUCAUCCAGGCGACUUACAUAAUAGUUUCAGGACUGUGUCGCCUGUGGUCUUAAGACACACUUCGCCACCUCCUUGCUAAAGCUAAGCAGGUCUGAGUCCGGUCAGUGCCUGAAUGGGGGACCCCUGAGGAGAUACACACAUACUGCCUUGGAUUCUACAAUGGAAAAAAGAUAGAAAAUACAUGUAAGCAAGUUAAUAAAAAAAGACAAAUAAGCUGUUCCCUAAGCAUCAGAUCUCCCAUCAGAUGUUGAGAAGUGGAUGUUGAGAACUUUCAUGGAUGCUUUAGUGAUGAUUCUGGCAUUGCAGGAGGUUGGACUAGAUGACUCUCAGGGUCCCUUCCGAUUCUACGAUUCUGUGACUAAGUGCAGGUGCAAGUGAUUCUUACACCCACACAAUCUUCUCCAGCUUAUAAGGAAAUAUUCAGCUUAGAUAGAACAGCAGCUGAUGGCCGAUGCACGGGGCUGGGGCCUUCCUGCUGCUGUAUUUUGUCAGAACUGAUUUGUAGCCUCGCUGAUCAAGACUCUUCUUCUUUCUCUGCAGUGGUGGAGGGGGAGGAGCGGUUAGAUCCAGCAGCACAUCAGGUGGACGAUCUGGCGAAGUUCGGACAUCCCACACUUACGUGACCCAUUCUGCAGGUCAUGCCUGCCACGGGGGCCAUUUACACCACUAGAUCGCAGGAACGGAACGCAUAAGGUAAGAAAUGUCCCCCAUUCUGUUCUAGCCUUUGCAUCCCCAACGCCUAUAAGGAAAUGGGGGUGGGGGAACUCUGAAGCAUUUGGUCCCUGUGUCAUGUGCUGGCACAAAAGCAGUGCCUGGGGUAGAACCAGGUCCUCCAAAAGCACUGAAAUCAGGAGUGGGGAACCUGUGGCCCUCCAGAUGUUGAUUACUGGCCAUGCUGGAGGCCAAUAGGGGUUAGAGUCCAACAACAUCUGGAAGGCCGUUGAUUCUGGAUUGAGUUGAAAUUCUGACUGAGGUUCAAGCAGAUGGUGGUGUAAGAACAGGCCAAAGAUCAGAGCUAUGAUGUUUUGUGUAUGUAUUAUUAUUUACAGCAAGUAAAAUGUCUUAAGCCCUGCCUAUGGGCUUGCAAUUAAAAAAAUAUGUCAAGGAAGGAAAAAUGGAUGGGAAGGAAAGAGGAAGAUAAGCAAAUUCAGGCACAAAGCUGGUGAAGGGGGCCCUGGAGUCCCAAUCUCACAUAUGCAGUUAUAGAAACCUAGGAGCUGACAUACUUGAACCACAGAGUGAUAGUUUCUCAACUGACUGAGUCGUGUGGUUUCCUUAGAGUGACAAUUCCUGGUCCACUGGAUAAUGUCUAGGAUCUGCUGCUCUAAAGCCUAGUUUCCAUAUGCAUUUUUUUCCCCAUUUGCAUUCAGAGCUAUAAAAAGACGCUAUCUCUAAAUGGGCCAAUCAUUGUUUCGAGAGUUUUUGAGUUUCUGGGCUUUAUGGAGCAGAGCCGUCUUUGAGAAUAAGGAAGUAGGAGAAGAAAAUUAUUCGAACUAACACAACUACACCUUGAGCUUAUUGCAAAUCUGUGCAGUUAUUUUAGUUUCUGAGACAGUUAUGUGUGUCUUAGAGAUAGUGGUGACGGGGGCAUAGCAAGAACCACGUGGGUGAACUGCCUGGUCACAGAUCGGCAUGCUAUGAACUAUUUUACAAUACCUACAACUGGAUAGUAAUGGAUCUCUGAUUUGCUGAAUGAUGCAGUCAUCUAAAAUGUAUUAUGUGUACAUGAACUUAAAAUGUUUUCUGUUGAAUGGAAUGGUAAUGGACAGCACCAUUGAUGCUUUUUUUUGCCAUAGUAAUUCAAUCUUGUUUUUCCUUAUCUUUUCUAGAAAACUGCCGGAGAAUGGGCAGAGAGCAUGCUACCUGCAAGAAGUAGCUCAUCCAAGCUGUUGUUGGUCCAUCUGCCCAGCGGUAUCCUUCAAAGCUGAUCAGAUGCCCUACUUCACUGUCUCCUUUGCUACUUCCCCAUUAUUUUGCAGCAUGCCAUUUGUCCAGACUCUUGUUUCUCACCCAUCAUGCAUCAGUGCCGUGGUUGGCAACCUGCUGACCACCGAAAACAAAAGAAGUCCAAAAAAAUAAAUAAACCCCUUGCUUUUCUCUUGAUGCCACCCAAGGCCUCUGCGUACAAAAUUGUUGUUGUUUUUCUUCUUAUCCAAACGUUAUAAAAAAUCAUAUGGAGAAUGCUGAGCCCUCCCCGCCAAUAUACCUCAGGUUACAUACGCUUCAGGUUACAUACGCUUCAGGUUACAGACUCUACUAACCCAGAAAAGUGCUUCAGGUUAAGAACUUUGCUUCAG
This is a messenger RNA of Podarcis lilfordi (Lilford's wall lizard), 9862 nucleotides long. NCBI's taxonomy places the organism in Eukaryota, Metazoa, Chordata, Lepidosauria, Squamata, Lacertidae. The record is from the annotation of a GenBank genome assembly.